Molecule: messenger RNA, 12548 nt
Organism: Siniperca chuatsi (mandarin fish)
Lineage: Eukaryota; Metazoa; Chordata; Actinopteri; Centrarchiformes; Sinipercidae
Gene: bahcc1b
Product: BAH domain and coiled-coil containing 1b
Molecular function (GO): chromatin binding
Source: RefSeq, a predicted model, not a curated record
AAGCCUAGAUUGAGGUCCCGUUUGGGAAGUAGGGAAGAAGACUCCAACAACCGCCGCGUUUUUGCAAUUAUUUCCAAGCUGCAGCUCGUAGACGCCGCUUCUUCCGCAUUCAUCUCCAACCUGCAGCUCACUUGUUUUACGCAUCUUCAGUAAAACGCCUUCCCGAAUGGAAACUGUGUGUGUGUGUGUGUGUGUGUGUGUGUGUGUGUGUGUGUGUGUGUGUGUUUUACUGCACGAUUGUUUGCAAUCAUUUCUUUGUCUCUUAUUCCAUUCCAGAGCGACACAUCGGCGCAGACUGCGCUCCCUUUCUGUGGCGCAAGAACGGGAGAUAAAUUCACUUUUACGCACAAACUUGUCUGGACCGUUUGGACUUGAUCAAAGGCUGCGGGGCAAAAGCACAGAAUGCCGUGGACUCUUUAACGCCUGUGCUAAAUGUUUAUAGUGCUCUUACAAUUGAACCCGUGUGUGAAUGGCAGUGUUUGCUUGCGCCGGCCUGCCGGCCAUCCUCAGAACAAAAUGCCUCUGAAACUCAGGAGAACAGCUAUAUAUACUGUAGCAGGCAUUGAUGUGGCUACUGGUGAUUUUUAAAAAGGUGGGUAAGCUGUGACCUCCAGGCGGUAAUUAGGGCUAUCAUUUGGCAAACAACCACCACUAGAAACAAAUAUCAAUCGGAUUUUCCAGAGAAGAGCUGAUUGCUCCUUUUCAUGCCAGACUCGAACUAUUCCUCAAAUAAAAACUGAGCAGUUUGAUACGGCCUGCCUUCCACCACAUCACGGUUAUAGGUUAGAUGCUGCAUAGACAGAGGAAUGAUUACCCAAAACCUUCACUCUUCACUUCACUCUGAUAAAACUUUGGCAGUUUGGUGCAAAUCUCAUGUUAUCAGAAAGAUGCAUGUGGAAGGAGUGAUAGGCCUCCUCCUCCAUGCAUAGAUUCGGUUCAGCACAAUCACAAAUGCAAACAAAACAAUACUGGUCAGAAAAAGGUGUGUGUGCGCGCGUUUGUCUUGGUGCGUAAAUGUGUGUGAAGCUCAUACUUAUAUGAUUGACUAUAUCUUUGUUGCUGUGGAUGGAAGUGGGUGUAUUCCUGGUGUGUAACUCACAAGCAUGCUUGAUGAUGUUCUUUUGCCCCCUCCCCUGAUUAAAAAAAAAAGAAAAUGCAAGAAAGCUCUCAUCUACUCCCCUAGACAAGACCAGAGAGAGAGAGAGAGAGAGAGAGUGCAUGGGAAAGAGAGGGAUAGAAAUAGAGAAAGAAAGAGAGUUCCUCCAUCAAUUUUCUGUUUAAUGUCAGCGCUUCAGCUCCAUUGUGGGAGCGAGAGGACGCGUCAUCCAGACAUAAAUUUGCUAUUAUACAGCCUCACAUCCACAGGAUCCGGAGCCUGUAGUCGGGAAAACCCCUCGGUGGAUAAAUUCAGCAGAGAGCUAACGUUUAAGGAAGCGGAGCGCUAUUUAAGUCCAUACAUCUUAAUGCGCGUUGCUUUGGAUAAAGAGUGUAGGAGCAAGACUUUUUUUCCCCCGAGUUGUCAAGUUUUGGGAGGAAGAAAGACUCUUUUUGGUUGUUUAUUUUUUUUUUAGAUCCAUAAAUACAAUUAUGUGCUAUAUGGAGACGGUCGUUUUAUAGGACAUGACGGGGACUCAGUUUCUACCCUGCAAAGCCAAAACUCCGCUCAAUGCGAGGGGAGCCCGAAGUUCAUAAAAGGGAUUAUUUGCAUCUGGGUGCCUGAGACCUUCGGUGCCUCCGGAUUUUACUUUGGAUUUGGGAUUUAUCGGUUCUCACCGGGAUGGAAAGCCGAGAUUUCGCUCCUCCGCACCACCUCCUGACGGAGCGGAGCGCGUUGGUUCACAGCGCCGCGUCUCGGAUGGCGCCAGGCGGCCAUGGCUCCGUGCAGCACCCCGCUCACUUCCAGCCCGGGAAAUACUACUCAUCCCACCUCUCCAUGGGUCCGCACUCAGGUGCUUCCUUCAUGGGUUCCUUCCUGGCCAGCAGUCUGGGGUCCCCUCCCUCCCACCCUCCUCACCCCUCGGGACCUGCUGCCUCCCCCUCCUCCCCCUCCUACAGGGCUGGACCCCAUUCGAGGGCUUCCCCUAUCUGGUUCCCCCAUUCACAUGAAGGGUACCCCAGCUAUUCGGGGAGUCUUGCUUCUCCUUUUCUCCCCAUGAGUCCCCUGGAUCACCAUAGCAACGGUCUCUAUGGACAGCACCGCUUCUAUGAAACUCAAAAAGAUCACUUCUACCUGAGAGGCCUUCCUCCACAGCCUCCUCUGCUCUCCACCAGUCACAGCCUUCCUCCGCUGUCCAGGACUACCCCGGGCCACCCGCUUGGCUCUUGCAGCCGAGAGACAGACAAUGGGGGAGGAGGCGGGAAGAGCACCAAGGAUAUGGGUGAGAAAGGGGUUUCGUCUGUGUCAAAAAUGAAGGAGCGAUCAAGCAGCAAGGAGCGGCACCAGGAGAGCAAAGACAAACAACAUCAGCUUCAUCAUCACCAUUUUCAUCAGACGAACCCUGCCACCACUCCAUCCAGCCACCAUCACCAAGCUUACCCCCACCCUCACCAUGCCCUCCUUCCUCACCUCACACCACAGGGCAGGGAGGAGGACCACAGACACUCCCUGGAGCGACACAAGGAGUACAGAGACAGUGACUCGGGCAGUCAGGAGAGGAAGCAUAUGAGUGCGUGUAAACUGUCCAGUGGUUCGGUAGCAGAGACUGGCUCUGGAGGAAAGGGGGGAGUACUGAGCAGCUGCAGUGGUGGUGGGGUGGGUAGACCUCCAUCUGGAGGCAGCAGGCGGUGCUCCAAGGAUGGACCCAUAAAUGGGGAGAUGAGGAUCAGCGAAUCCUCAGCUUCUUCUAAUGAAUGUAUGAGAAGAGGUGCAGCUGCAGUUACAGCCAUCUUGGCACCUCCAACCCCCCACUCUGUGGCCUCCUACUCCAUGCCUCCUCCUCCCCCUCCACCACCUCCUCCUCAUGCCUUGCACAUGGGCUCCACAGUGGCAGGAGGGUGGCUACACCAUGCACAUCACCAUCCUCAUCCUGAGUUUUACUGUCCCCCAGCCCCUCUUACACUGACACCCUCCAAAGAUCCAGCAUCCACCCCUGGAGGGUCUGGCAGGGAGGUGAAAGUCACUGGCCCAACUUACGUGCCCUCAGUUGGGCCAUUGGGAGACCAGGCAGCAACUGACUGUCGUGGAGCAGGAGGAGGUGGGAGAAAGGGAGAUGACAAGAGUGGAGAAGGAUCUUAUGAAAAUCCCUCUCAUAACCUCAGCCGACUUAGUAGUUGCCAGAAGAAAGACAAAUCCCAGCCACACCAGCAACAGCUGGGAUAUGGCAAGGCUGACAAACCUCCAGACUGGAGCCACCAGACGCAGCACUUCCACAAACCAAGCUCCAACGUGAGCUCUCAGCCUGAGCUGCGGUCUUGCAGCCUGGACACAUCUUCAUCCUCCCGAGAUGUAGAGUUUGUGGAUGAUGUUUACCGGCCGUCACUCCCACUAGAUGCCCAGGGGACACACCCUGGUGCUGGACAGGGCACACCGAAAAAUAGCCCCAAUACCAGCACUCCUCCCUUCAGGGACUGUUCCCACUCAGGUCCUCAUCCUGAUGGGCGGGUGGGGUCAGGGGCAGCAGCUCACAGGGAAGGACAAAAGGUUGCAAGAAUACGACAUCAGCAGCACAGCAGCCACGGAGCAAGUACAGAAGAGAGGGGAAGAGACGGGGGUCAGACAGCACCUUCCUGGGGGGCUCGAGGGGGCUACCAAGAGGAUCAGAGAAAAGGCACCCAUCAUGCAUCAGGUGGUAAUGGUGAAGUAAGAGGGAUCAGCAACAGAGCUCCAAACAGUGACCACAACCAGCCCCAUUCUCAACCGCCUCCACCUCUGUCCCGCUCCUCAUCGCACACCACUGAGGGUGAGGGCAGUGCCAUGAAGAAUCUAAUGAACUACAGCUCCCAGCAGCCUUUGCUGCUGCCACAGCGGGGCCCAUUUGGAGGUCUGGGUUGCCUCAAGCACGGUGGAGAGAGAUCAGAGAAGGGGGACAGAGGAGGAGCUAAAAGCAACACCUCCCUGCAAGACCCUCCCAAACAAUCACUCCCUCCUCGUCGAGGCUCCACCAACGAGGGAGAUAGGGGUGAUAAAGGUGGGAAGGAGGCGGGGGAGGCAGGUGAGGGGGAGGUGCGACAGCCUCCGGUGGGUAUUGCAGUUGCAGUAGCCAGGCCCCCCCAUCGUUCCCCCGACAACACCCCUGGACACAGCAGACAGGGCAGGGUGCUGCCCAGCAUGAAAGGGGUGUCGCGUCCCGUCUAUCCUCUUGGUCGUGAGGCAGAGGAGAGGAAGAGGAUGACAGAGGAACAGAUCAGCCUUCAUCACCUGGACAGAGACAGAGAAAUGAUCAUCAGGGAAAACAAGGAUCGCGUGGAGUUCGCCAGGAUCCACCCUUCUAGUAGCUGCCACGGUGACCUGACCUCUCACCUCUUGGUUCCCGGAGGAGCCAGUCAGUUAGGGGCGGACCCUGCUGCACAUGCUCACCCGGCUCACCACCACUGGAUGCAAAGGACAGGAAGUCCCUCCCUCUGGAUGGGGCAUUCUUACAGUCUGGGCCACGUGGGAAUGAGCUCUGGCUUCCCAACAGGUCUGCCCAGCCCUCUGCAGCCUGUCUUGGGGUCGCUCACUCAAGACCCUAACUCUCCGCUGGUGGUUCUUCCUACGGAACCUGGGCCUCAUCAUCACCUCGAUGUUCUGGAGCAGUCAGGUCUGUGGCCCCCUGUGUAUGGAGGCAGAGGCCCGCCUUCUCACAUGCAGCAUCACCCCAUCUACUCCCGCUCCUCAUUCCUGCGGCAACAGGAGCUGUACGCCCUGCAGCAUCAGCACCAACAGCAGCAGCGAGCCAUGGAGCACAUGCAGCGCCACUCCUUAGGACAGAGAAAACACGAGGAACAUGCUAUCACUAUAGAGGACUCUCCUCACGAAUCUUCCUCAUCCAGAACUCCCUCCUCUACUUCUUCCUCUUCUUCGUCCACCACCUCCUCUCAUGUGACCAAACCCUUCUCUCACACCCCUCCUCCACCCAAGACACCCACGCCGUCUCCGGGGAUGUGUCCCAGCAGCCGUCAGUCACCUUGCUACCACUCCCCAUCCAGGCGACCGCACCCACCCAACCUGACCCCUGCGCCGAGCCCGGCUGCAGCGGCGCCCCGCUCCCCGGCACUCAGCCCUGCUCCUUCACACCUCUCUAAGGGGCUGGAGAGGGGCAGUGAUAGAGGAGAGGGGCAGCCACCUCAGGACUACCCACAAUCCCUAGAGCCAGACCUACCACCUGUUUACACCUACCCUCCAAUCACCAUGGGUUACAAGGUAGGGUCCUCACCUCCUGAAGCUCGACUGGCUGAACAAGCCAUGGUGGAGGCGGAGCCAGCAGAGCCUGACUCCAAGUCCCUCCCACAUCCAUGCCACAUCCAGUCUCUCACCAAAGAAGAGGAGAGGAGGGAAGAAGAGGAUGGGAGAGACUGUGAAGUGGUGGAAUCCCAGAGUGAAGUUGCAGAGGAAGAGAAGGAAGAAAGGAGGGUAGAAGCGAAAGGAUGCUCUGUCUCCGAGCCCGAGAGCAAGAUAUCUGGAUUGCCGCCAUGCCCUUCCCCAGCUCCGGCCCCAGAUCCAGCCUGCCCGUCCACAGCCACAGGCAAAGCCCUAAAAGUAGAGCUCUCUCUGCAUUGCCCGGACCAGAAGGCCGGCCUGGAGGAGCCCCAACUAUCCAAAGAGCAGGAGGAUGAUAGGGAACACGGAAAAGAGGUCAAGGAGGAAGAUGAGGGAGAGAAAAUGGUGCCUAAACCAACAGAAUGUACUGUCUCUGUGCCUGAAGAGCCUGGAGACGAGGAGGUGGAGGAGGAAGGGGACAAAGAUGGAGGGAAUGUGGAGGUGGUUGAGGAUGAGGAGGAAGAGGAGGGAAGUGGGAUGAAUCCAGGCGAGGACUCUGUGGAGCUAAUAUGUAACUCUCCUGUUCCUUCCCUGUCCUCUGACCCUGCCCUCCCUCCCACGGCGAGCACAGCGGCCCAGCUCCAAGGGGCCUACAUGUGGAGCCUGGAGCUCCUGAUUGCCGCGGCUCUGUGCGCCACCAGAGAUGCCUUGUACCCACCAGUACCUGCUUUCCAGGCCCCAAGCCCUCCACCCAACCACGGUAUGGAGAUACUGGGAGAACUUGCUGAGCUGGAGAUCCAGCAGAGGAGCAGGGAGAGCAAAGAGAAAGACACUGAAGGUGAAGAUAUGCUGACCUUUGACCUCCACAGUCUGGCGACGCUGGCGGCCGCCCGUGCUCUGGAAAUGGGGGGAGGGGUUGUGGAUGUGGGGGCGGGCCAGCAGUGUCCAAUCAGAAAGAGGCUCAACCUGCGCAGAAAGUGCAGCUGGACGCCUCGCCACGAGCCGGUGUGCCCAGUGAAGGGCUCCAUGGAGACUAUGGGAGGGGAGGAGCUGGCCAUGCGUGUCCAGCUGGCUGAGCUACAGCGCCGCUACAAAGAGAAACAGAGGGAACUGGCCAAGCUACAGAGGAAACACGACCACCAGAAAGAAGAGACGUCUCGUAGCCCUGCCCGCCGGGGGCCUGGCCGCCCCCGCAAGCGCAAGUCCACCCCCGGCCCAGCUGCUGCAGAAAGCUCUAAAAGACUUAGGACUGGGCUGAAUUUACUGGAGGAAAAAGCCAGGAAGAAAAUGUCCAAUCAUGGCUUCAACAGCCUCAGCUCUGCACAGAUGAAAGCUCGCUGUAAGCACAGAGUUCGGCCCAGCGCCCUGAGCUCCAGGCUGGCUAGGCGGGUGACCCAGCUGAAGCAAAAGGCUGUGGCCCAGCGUGGUGCACCAUCAGUAGGCAUGCUGCACUGCAGAGGGACCCCUGGUGAGGAAGAUGCCUCCAGGAGUCACUGCAGACAAGGAAGAAAAGACCUGCAUCAGGACUGGGCAGCUGGUCAGACUGUAAAGAGGAAGAGGGGUCGAAAGCCCAAAGUGCUGAUGAGCGUCAACCCGAACAGAGCUCACCACAAGGAUGGCCGGACCUCUAAGAAACAGGAAGUUAGGGAAGAGAAGAGUGACAGCGAGAGCUCAGAGCACGAGGAGGAGGACGGCAGCUAUGACAGUGAAGACGGAGCCGGUGACAUCAAGAUUAGCUCAUCCUCUAAAGAAGCUCCUGCAAACCCUGCCGGGAUUGUGCCUUUUUCAUCGCAAUCCUCCAAACUCCAAGCAAACCAGAAAGCCAGGUGUAAGAGACCAGGGCCUCCCGGCAUGGGGAGCGUGCCUAGUACAGAUCAGAGGAGAGCGCCCAGAAGGCAGAGCCUCUCCAACACAGAAAGGGAACGCCCAGACCACCAGGGGACUAAAAAAGCGUAUCUGCCCAGCUGGGGUGUGUCGUCAGUGGGCUGCAGCUUUGGGGACGGCCGGGGGAACCCUGGAGCUCUGACAGAAGCAAACAGGGCCAGCAAGGAAGCUUUGAGGAAGAGUUCAGCGGGACAGGGCAUUCUGGGAAAGGCCAAGGGCCACGCAGUAAGUCGGCUCCUGCAGAGCUUUGCAGCUGACGAAGGUUUUCGGCUGGAUGAGGAAAGCAGCUUCUCUGAGGGCGAGGAGGAGGAAGAGGAAGAGGAGGAGGCGAAGGAGAAAAUGUUGAUCCACCUCCCUCCCAACAUGCCUUGCAGAAUUCCCGCCCUGCCAAACUGUGUGCUGAGUAAAGAGAUGUUGGUGGACGGGCUGAAGAUCCUGAUCUCCAAGGAAGAUGAACUGCUGUACGCUGCUUGUGUCCAAACUCUGGACCUGCCUGACAUAUUCAGCGUUGUCAUUGAAGGGGAACGAGGGAAUCGACCACGGAUCUACUCGUUGGAGCAACUUCUACAGGAAGCUGUGUUAGAUGUGCGGCCCCAGACCGAAGCCAUCCUGACUGCAGGAACGCGAGUCUGUGCCUACUGGAGCGAGCGCUCUCGCUGUCUUUACCCUGGAUACGUCCAUCGAGGAAGUCCAGGUGAGGAGGAGAAGGAGGGCAGUGUGAUGGUGGAGUUUGAUGAUGGAGACAGAGGAAGGAUCUCCCUCGCAAACAUCAGACUACUGCCCCCAGGAUACCAAAUCCACUGUGCGGAACCCUCUCCAGCACUUCUGAUCUCACCUGGUUGCCGCGGUCGGCGAAGCUCCACCCAGGAGAAGAAAGACACACCCACAGAGAAACCAGCCAAUGAGGACCCAGCAGGGAGGCCCCAAGAGAAAAGACCAGUUGGCAGACCGAAGAAAAUCCACUCAGUGCCUAAGACUGCCAGCACACCGACACCAGUAACAGACACUGUGACCAAAGGCAACACUUCCUUGUUGAACUGGUCUGUACCAAGGAAGAGACCACCAGUUGACUUCUUCCUCUUCAAUGGGACGUCCCGUAAAACCCAGAGGAGGAUACGAGAGCGAGACUUGGGAUUUUUUCAUCGGCCCACCUCCCACCCUUUCGCACCUCCAAUGCCUAUCAAAGGCAUCUUUGGCUCCCCUUUUGAAUGUGACUCAUUUAGUAGCAUUGCCAAUGGCUACUCUACUUUUGGAAGCGGUGGAAGCUCUGGAGCUAGACGACCAGUUAGCACAGUAGCUUCCAUGGGGACCCGGGACUCCUUGUCCUCUGCUUGCUCCUCAGCUGUCACCAUGGCAAUGGCAGCUGGAAGCAGAAAGCCAGUGAGCGAACGCGACAGGAAACAGUUCCUGGUGAAGCUUGACCAUGAAGGAGUGACCUCUCCUAAAACAAAGAACGGCAAGGCUCUUCUUCGCCUCGGGGGGAGUGGAGGGAGAGGAGGCAAGAGUCUCGCCUCCACAGGAGCACCGCUGCGAUAUAUCCACCCUGCCCUGCUGGUGAAGGAUGGCAAGAAGGGGGGAGGGGAAAGAGACAGCACUGGGGUCCAUUCUGAGGCUAAUCUAAAGGGCGCUCCACCUCUUAGAAAAGAUCUUCUGUCAGCAGGCCUUGGAGUCCAAGGUGGGGAUUACAGUUUGGACUAUCCGAGUGACUGCCCCAGCUCUUACUCUGAGCUGGAUGAGGAUGAUGAGGAUGAUGGUCAAAAUGCUGCAGCAGGUGGAAGAAGUGCAGCAGUCACGUCCCACCGUGGUGGUCGUUUUCUUUCUCGUCUAUCCGUCUGCUUCUCCUCAUCUUCCUCCUCUUCUUCCUCCUCCGGCUCCAUCUCCUCCUCGUCCCUCUGCUCCUCAGACAACGAUUCCUCCUACUCCUCUGAUGAAGAGUCCUCCUCUGUGCUGCUGCGCCGUGCACUGCUCCAGCAGGACAAACACAAGCACAGGCAGAACAUUACCUCAGACCUCCCUGACCCUACCACCUCCAACUCCUCUCUCUCCGCCUCAGCCCCGGCUCAUGGCUAUGUGGCCAAAGCCAGCACAGCCAUCUCGGGGUCAAAAGUGAGGGCUGACAGAGCAGAAGACAGGAAGGAGUUCAUGUCAAAAGGAAGUAUGGUGGCUAAUAGUAGCAAGACCCAGCUUAAAAGGAAAGAAGGAAUUCCUAACAGCCACCAUCAGAGCCAAAGCAGUCCUGUGAGCCAGCAGCCAAAACCUGCCUCCAAGGACCCAGCAACAGCUAAGAGGCACAGGAUGUCUUCACCUGAGCCUCUGCCUAACAUGGCUCCUCUUCUGCCUGGACGCCAGCUCUGGAAAUGGUCUGGCAACCCCACACAGAGGAGAGGUCUGAAGGGUAAAGCCCGCAAGCUUUUCUACAAGGCCAUCGUGCGGGGCAAGGAGACAGUGCGUGUCGGGGACUGUGCUGUGUUCCUGUCACCUGGCCGACCCCAGCUGCCCUACGUGGGCAGAGUGGAGAGCCUCUGGGAGUCAUGGAGCUCCAGCAUGGUAGUCAGGGUCAAGUGGUUCUACCACCCAGAGGAGACUCGCCUGGGGAAGCGACACCGCGACGGCAAGAAUGCUUUGUAUCAGUCAAGCCACGAGGAUGAGAAUGACGUGCAGACCAUCUCCCAUCGCUGCCAGGUGGUCAGCAAGGCUGAGUAUGAUCACUUGAUGCGUGAACGUAAGCCCGGCAACACAAAGAACGACCUGUUCUACCUGGCCGGAACCUAUGAACCAACCACGGGCCAGCUAAUCAGCGCGGAUGGCAUGGCCAUUGUGUCCUAGCACCACCAGCUAGAGAGAAAUCCAAAUAUUGACCUGAAGUCUGGAAUUGACUGCUUCCUGGACGGUCCUUCAAAAGAGAACAAGGGACAAAGGGAAACCAAGACAAAGAGUUUUGUCUCUGCGUAUUGAUCGGCCCCUUGUAAGAGAAGGAGCUAGCCCACUGGAUAAAGCCCGACAGUACUGGCACUUAGAGGAGUCUGAUUUGUUCUGGGGAGAAGUCUGAUCCAUGUCAGAUUUAACCUCUUUAUCAGAUGUGGACUGAGGCUCCUUGUUGCAGCAAGAGCCUAUACAGCCUUCCCUGUGGCUGAAAUAACAGAGUAUGUCGUCAACAAGAUUACUGCAUCAAAAGAACAGGAACCAAGGACAUGAGCACUUUGGAGAACAGCAGCUUGGAUAUGCUAUGGAGGCAGGGUGGCAGACUUGGCUUUCUGAAACAAAGACUGACUCAGAGAGCUGGAGAGACUUUAUGGUAAGGACAGACUUACUGUAAACCACACUGGUUUGGAGGGUUUUAAUGGUCUUAUACUGGUAGUUUGACGAUGACAACAUGAUUGGGAGAUCCCCAACAGGACCAAAAAACACUGUAGUUCGCUUUGUGCGUAAAUGCGUGUAUGUGUGUGUGUGUUUGCAGAGUGGCUGCGAUGACCCUGUUUGGCAUUUAAUGAGCCCUAAGUAAAUAGUGCUUUAGCGUGCGUGUGUGUUUGUACUGUACGUGCGGUCGUACACGUGUGCACCUGUGCUCAUCAAGCAAAGAUGACGUCAUGAUGACACACUGUCAGUAUAUCUCUAACACUCUAUUAAUCUGUCCAGUACUUAAUGUGCAGAAACACAAAACGAUUUCUUCUCCUGUCAAGCCAUACACGUCAAUACCUCUCUCUCGUAUCCUCCUAUUCAGGUGCGGAGAAACAUGUACAGGUAGUUGGAUUGUUAAUUUGAGUGGUGCGUGCAUGUUGGUGUGUGUGCGUACGUGUGUAUGGGUGUGUGUGUGUGCGCUUUGUACAGCAUUAUGUAUAAUAUAACAUGUUGUAAAUAGUAUACAUAUAUAUUUGUUCUUGUUUUUUGUUGUUUUCUUUUGCAGAGAAGAUUAUUUUAUUUAGAUAUUUUUAGGGUGUGUGUGUGUGGGUUUGGGAGGGUCUGACAGAGGGAGGAGGUUGGGUUAGUUUCCUUCUCUCUCAAUGCACUGAACAGGUUUGGAGGUUUGGAUCUGGGGUCAAACUGUACAACUGAUGUGAAGACUUUGUGGUUGUAAGCCCUGCUUUAGGCAAAGGGUGAAUAUGUAGAAAAGGUGUUUGGGAAAUGUUUUUAUAAGGAAAUCAGAAAACGGCUCUUUUUAAACAUAUGUCCAAAUUUUUUCUCUUUAUUUUACUUUGUUGGUUUUAGAAUGUGCAUUUCCUGUUGGGAGCUUCUUUUUUUUUUAAACAAAUACUGGAAAAGAAACUGAGUUUCUGCUGUUCUCUGAUCCUAAAAGAAUCUAGUUCUUUAUCUAUUUUAGCCUGUAUUGCUAUAUAAAAUGUAGAUAUUUAUCUGGCAUCAAAAAGAAACAUACCAAAGCACCUGUGAGUUUACGCUUCACCGCAUUAGAAGAAAACAAUUUUAUGAAAAAGACAAAAAGACGUUCAAUCAAAUCUGAAUCCGGGACCCCUGCAAUCACAGAGGUAUUUUAAGUAGGGUUCCUCUCGUUGUCUGCUCGUGUUCAUCCAGCGUUGCUAUGACAGCCUCUGAGAAAGUUGCAGCAACAUUGUCUGCACACUGCCCAGCUGAUGCACUUGAGGUCUCUAUGGCAACCAGAAUGGCAUCAUGUGACUGUGAAGGACAAUCAGAGCCAAUCAAUGGGACAAUGUUGAGAGACAAAAAAACAAGAUAAGGAUCAAAUCACAAAUUAUGCUUCUUGUCACUUUUAUUCCUGCUUUGCCAAAAAUGUCUCUGUGUGAGUUUUAUGUUUGCUCAUUUUCCUCGUUUACCAUUGUCUUACUGUUUAUGCAAGCCUGUGAUGACUGUUGGUUGUCAGUGUAUAGGACUUUACAGGGGGGAAGAACAUGAAUGCCUUUUUCUUUUUUAGGACAUUGACUGACUUUUAACAACAAUGUUGCUGUUACACUGCAAAGCAAAAGCUUUAAAAUGAAUCUAAUGUGAAACUCAAUUUUAAAAUAUUACUUUUAUGGGUCUUUAAUUGAUUUUUUUUAAAGCUGUAUUUUCUUUAAGAAACACUGGAUUCAGUUCUAACCAUCACGUUUUGACAGAAGCGACAUCAUUGUGUUUUUUUUAGACCCACUGGAACCUGCUUUGUAAGGUUGAGAUAGCCUACUAAAAUAUAUUAUGUAAUUUCAGUCAUUCUUUGGAAAUAUGACUUAAAUAUUUCCUCAUGUACAAAAGAAAUUAUUUAUCUUAAUUUUAUUGCUUUUUUGUGUUUCAUUAAAAAAGAUUCUUACAAAAAACCCCA